This is a messenger RNA of Rotaria sordida, 1770 nucleotides long. The record is from the annotation of a GenBank genome assembly. NCBI's taxonomy places the organism in Eukaryota, Metazoa, Rotifera, Eurotatoria, Philodinida, Philodinidae.
AUGAUGAUCAGAACUACGACAAAUACUACUACAAGUGUACCAACAAUAGUAUUUGAUAGAUCACCAAGUACUAUUUGUAGCGGAUUUAUUGAUGUACAUGGAACAUGGAAUAACGGUUUUGCAUGCCCAAUUGAAAAUUCAAUCCAAUAUUUUUGUUGUGGUACAGAUACUUAUCGUUAUUGUUGUCCACCUGAUCGUUAUUCGUUUGAAACAAGAUUUCAUAUUGAUUCUAAUCAUGUUAGUGAUAAUCCUCAAACAUAUAAUGGUAUUUUAACUGAUGAAAUUAGUAUGUUAUUAAUUAAUAAUCAACGAAUGAUUAAUAAACAAUUUCAACAAUUUCAAAAAUAUUUUUUACCUACUUUCUUAUUAACAACAACAAUUCUUUUUCUUGUUGGUAUUGCUCUAUGGUUUUGGUUAUAUAAACAUAAAACAUAUUAUGCAUUAACACAUGAUGAUCUUAUGGAAUCAAGAACAUCAAAUCGAAUUCAUAUUGAUUCUUUACCAAGUUUAGAAGAAAAUAUUAAUCUUAGUACAGAACAACAAUCACGAUUUUUAUCACAUUCAUCAACUGCAACUCGAUUCAACCUUUUUUGUCUCAUGAUGACUAGUGAUCCGCCAAGUAUUACUAUUGAAGAUGAAUUACUUCAACCUGAAAUUUGUGAAAAUGAAUUCACUAAGCCAAAGAUUAUUCCAAUUUCAACAAAAUAUGGUCAUCUUAUAAUAACACAACAAGGUCCACCCGAUCGUCCAGUAAUUGUUACUUAUCAUGAUGUUGGAUAUAAUUCUGCAACACAAUUUCAUCAAUUUUUUUCAUAUCCAGAAAUGUCCCCAGUCACUGAACAUUUUACUAUUUAUCAUAUCAAUGCACCUGGACAAGAUGAACAAGCUAAUCUAUUACCAACAUCAUUUGUUUAUCCUACUAUGGAUCAAUUAGCUGUAACAAUUAAUGAUGUAUUUGUGCAUUUAGAUAUUAAAUCUGCUAUUGGAUUUGGUGUUGGUCUUGGUGCUAAUGUUUUAACUCGUUUUGCAUUGCAAUAUCCAUCAAAAGUCUAUGGUCUUAUUUUGAUUAAUUGUAUUGCACGUAAUGUAAAAUGGCUCGAAAGUUUGUCUAUUAAACGAGCAACAAAGGAUAUGUCACAACAACAUUGGACAGAUUCAUUAUUGAAUUAUCUUAUUGGAUAUCAUUUAGGACCUGGAACACAAGCAUCAGAUCCAGAUCUCGUAAAUAUGCUUCGACGUCAUUUAGAAGAAAAUGUUAAAGCUAAAAAUGUUAUUAAACUUCUAAAUUCAUAUUUAAACCGUACAGCUAUUCAAAUCGAUCGAAAAGCUGAUGCGAAUAAAAGGGGUAAUGCAUCUAGAAUUCUCAAAUGUUCAGUUAUUAAUAUUACUGGAUCUUCAUCACAAUAUAAACAAGAUGUUAUGGAUACUAAUGAUCGAUUUGAUGCAACAACGGCUUCUUUUGUUGAACUUGCUGAUUGUGGUAAUGGUGUUUUACUUGAACAACCAGCAAAAUUAGCUGAAUCUAUUCGACUUUUUCUUCAAGGUCUUGGUUAUAUCUCACAUUUAAGCAUUCCACGUUAUUCCACUGCUAAUCGUUUAGCUGAACAAGCAGCUGAAUAUAAACGUCGAUAUGGUUCAUUAUCUAAAGUACCUCGUCGAUUAAGUACACAAGUUCUUUUUGGAGAUUAUGAUGACAAACAUCCCAGUGAAUUUGAAGAUAUACCUCGACUUGGUCGAGAUUCAGUCGAUAAUCGAAAAACUGAAUUUUAA